UAUUCAUCGCCUCCUUAGCUAACCCACAAAAGCAUGCCUUCCUCCUUGCAGCUCCACCGAUCCACAAACACCUUCAGCGGCGGCUGCCACCAGAAACAGCAGGCUCAGCCCACCACACUGAGAAGUUGUUUCCCUCUUCCUCACGAUGUGUCUCUGCCGGACACGUUCUCGUCGUACCACGUCCACACCUUGAGGCCGAACCAGUGUUGUUCCGCGGUGGUUCAAGCCAUGGAAGCUCCGGUGGAUACGGUCUGGUCUUUGGUUCGUAGGUUUGAUAACCCUCAGGCUUACAAACAUUUCCUCAAGGGCUGCCAUGUGAUCGUGGGUGACGGGAACGUGGGUAGUCUUCGUGAAGUACAGGUGGUGUCGGGUCUCCCAGCAGGUUCCAGCACGGAGAGGCUGGAGAUCCUGGACGACGAACGUCACGUGCUUAGCUUUAGCGUGGUGGGAGGCGAUCAUCGGCUGAGAAACUACAGGUCGGUUACAACCCUACACGCUUCACUGAAUGGUAAAGGCACGGUUGCCGUUGAAUCAUUCGUUGUUGAUGUACCGCCUGGUAAUACCAGAGAGGAUACCUGCAUUUUUGUUGAUACAAUUGUACGUUGCAACCUUCAAUCCUUGGCUCAAUUGGCUGAAAACAUGGCUAAAACACCAAACUCAUUUGAUUCUCUUUAACUAUUUUCUUUCGUCUUCAAAUAGAUCCAUGAUGAAGUUGAAGAUGAUCACUUCUUAUUACCAGAGGGGGUUUAAUUUUUCACCAUUUUCUUUUGUGGAGAUUUUAGCUUUGAUGAUGACCCUCAAUUUUUUUGUUCUCUGUGUAAUUAUGAAUGUGUUUGUACAAUUCUCCCCAGAUUUUUACCUUGUU
Hibiscus syriacus is the source of this 865-nucleotide messenger RNA. Its product is annotated as abscisic acid receptor PYL4-like. The transcript has a single exon. Bases 34 to 675 code for a protein of 213 amino acids. Gene Ontology annotation, biological process: abscisic acid-activated signaling pathway. Gene Ontology annotation, cellular component: cytoplasm; nucleus. Gene Ontology annotation, molecular function: protein phosphatase inhibitor activity; abscisic acid binding; signaling receptor activity. NCBI's taxonomy places the organism in Eukaryota, Viridiplantae, Streptophyta, Magnoliopsida, Malvales, Malvaceae. The record is from RefSeq and is a predicted model, not a curated record.